GCACACCUUUUAUUUUGUAAAUUCGCUUCCAUGUCAUCUAAACCGAUGCCCCGGUGAUGUCUGACAGCCCGCAGGCGACGGUGGACUUUUCUAAGGCAGUUGAAUUGGCACUCCGCAACCAGCUUCAACCAAAUUUAGUUCCACAAAUGAGAUCAACCUUUGAUGAUGAAUCAGCGCACAUUUGCAGUUCGAUCGCGUCACCGUUGCAAUUUCUCAAUCAAAUGAACGACGGCGUCAGUCUUUCUGGGAAGCCUCUGCGUCCAGCGGCUUUGCCUAACCAACCUACCAACCUUAGCAGACCUGCAAACUCUGAACUCAGCCCCCUGCUCAAUCCCAACCCUUCUUCUUUGGUCUCAUCGUCGCGUCUCGUGAAGCACCCUCUGGCAAUGGGCACUUCAACUGCCUUGCCUUUCACGUCAGUAGGACUCAGUUGCCGUGUGGCGUCACUGGACUACCCAUUUCUAACAAUCAAAUGGCGUCACGUUCAAGUCGUUCCUCCUCGCUCGCAUCCGACAACAGACCCGUUAGUGAGUUCACAGGGACAACUGGCGGUAAAUAGCGUCGCCGCGAUAUCCACUCCGUCGUCACACACCACCUGUUGCUUACCUGCAACGUCUCUUACUGAUUCUAGCCACGUUACGCAUCAGUUAUCUCCUCCUUCUCAGCCACCGGUGGUCUCAGGGACUCGUGUUCUGCAAAACAUCGGCGCUCACUCUGUAUCCUUUUCAAAUGGCAGCUGCAUACCAGCGUGCGAUUCUCUGCAACAACCCAUUUCUAACCCUGUGCACACCCGCCCAUCUCUCGGUAUUAUCACCAUUUCGCGAUUCUCCGCUCAGCCGCCAGAGACCUCUGCUCAUCAACCCAUCACUGUGUCUGCCUCGUCCCGAAACUUGACACAAGUCACGAGCAGCUCACAUGGUUGCCGUGCCAUGUCUAGCGUUAUUCACUAUCGUCCUCAGCAUCCUGUUUCUUCAUCACACAUGUCUUCAGUGGUUGUCACUUCAUCCGCCUCCUUAAACAACAACAAUUUCCGCUGCGCUCACUGCCUUUUCACGGCCUCCAAAGUUGCGCGUGUCUAUCGGCAUAUGGAACAACGUCAUCGUUACGCAAUUGCAAACGGCGCACCGGCAUCUGUGUCAACCAGUUUGUCGUUUGGUGUCUUGCUGAGACGAGUGCACUUUCCUACGCCCACCAGUACAGUGCUCUCCGCGCCUGCUCUGUCCGCUAACCAUACGAUUAUCUCCUCUUCAGUGUCCUUCAUGCCUCCUACGAACGGAACUCCUUGCCAAAUGCCCACAUCCUUGCUUCCUUCGUCUUCUAUUCGCUGUGAUCCCUGUGCCUUUCUUUCGAAACCCCAUGACUCUUUCGUUUCUCCGUCUAACUGUGUAACACCCACCAGUUUCAUAAGUGAUCCCAUCCAAGCGCAUGGCAGAAAUUGUCUACCUGUUAUCUCCAUGGUCCAUUCACUAUCUUCUAUGAGUACAUCCCCGAUGCAUCGAAGCUGCUCUCGUGAGCUUUCAUAUAACGAAAAUGCCACUUCCCUACCGUCUGGAAUAUGGUUUCGAGAACAACCAACUUAUCGCGGAUUAGAGGAAGAUAUACUUGACGCCACAUCUGUGGAAAUGUCCCAUCAAGACGGUUCCACUGUUCCCCCUUUUGCGGCACCCACUUUAUCUACCUAUCUAGAUAAAUCGAACCUUACUUGCAGUGCUGCGUCAGAGAGAUCCAUGCGCUCUGCGCCUAUUCCAAAUGUAUUACCACUUCCUUCGGAUGUUAUUCAUCUGCCAACGGCUGCUACCACCAGCGAUUACCGCACCGCUACUAUUCAUGCGCCGAGAUUCAAUCGGUCUGUCCAGUUAUCACCGCAACAUUCUUAUAGGAACGCCUCUGAAGCGAAAGCGGUAUCAGUCUCUGAAACGCUUAUCAUACUGGAUUCGUCAUCGGAAGAUGAUUCACUUGAAGAUGUCCACCAGCAGGAGCAGAUCGCCUCCAGCCUUGGACCUGUGGUCGCUCAUUCCGCUGCUCGUUUGCCGCGCGCACAACCUAACACACCCACAUUCGCAGUAUCCCAUCCGAGUGUCUCUACGACCACAUUGGUUGACCACACUUCAAUUCCCGGAUCCGUCAUUCUAUCCGGCAGCGCCAGGAAGUCGCACUCUCCAGUUACACAACUUCUUGAUACUACAUUGGCCGUCGACACCAGUUUCCGAGCCUCACCUACUUUCCAGCAUCACUUGACAAAUGCUGAACAAAGCAGUUUGGAACUUACAGAGCCAGCCUUGUCGCUACCUUGCUCCUCUUCGUCAUCUCCCUUGAUUCUUUCCAGUUUGUCAGACGGUGAACAGCACGAGACUUAUACUCUCCCCCUUCCCGACACAAAUUCUCGCUACGUUGCUGCGACUCAUGAGUUGUGCACUGAUGAUGCCAACGGUGAUAAACGCCCGGCAACUUCACAGAUCGCUGCACAUUCAAGCCCGUCACCAGUUGAAAGCGCCUCGCACGAUCAUCAGGUACCUUCUCACACCGACAAGACACGCGACAGUCUGAUCACAUUAUCUCCGCAUGCAUCAUGCAAAUCACCGGGGCCUUCCUGCUCCUCUCUUCCGGUGUCCGUUGUAGCCUCCCCAAGCGUCGACGAGGUAUCGCCUAUUGUCGAAUCAUCCAGACAAUUGAUAUCUAGGAACGCAAAGCCAACAACUUUUCCCGUCACCUUUGCUCAACUGAAUUCGUCGUACCCUCCAGAUGGUGGGGACGAGAUGGCCAACCACCUGGUAUCCGUUGAUACGAACAACUUGGACGAUGAGUCAGCCAGGCAGCACUCAUGUGUUUCACCGCAGCCAUCCUGCUCCUCCUUGUCAUCUCCGCUUACCAUUUCCAGUUUGUCCGAAGAAGAAGAGUCAACGGUUGACGCAAUGAUUAUAGGAUUCAAUCAUGCAAGGCAAUCCGCCAAGAAGAGACUACCGUUUCUCGACUCUUGCUCGGGUGAGUUCACCAGCCCUGCGCGAAUUCAUCUCCUGGAACAUAACUACUCCUGUCCCGCACAGUAUACUCCGAAAACCAUUAUACCGCGUUUGAGGACAAAUUCACUGUUCAACCGGCGAGCAUCUGAUUACCGUGACUCGAAUGUGAAUGAUCUCUCUGAUCCUGUCCUUCAACCGAAGCACUUGGGAGUGGAUGACGUGUCGUUGGAAUCUAACUCACCUCUGGGAUGUUUUCAGGACGAUCGCCUUCCUCUCCUAACCGCUCGUAAACGAUCGGUUUUCCGCCCACCACUACCGAUUCGGGAUUCAAGUAGAACCCUCUGUAUCGACCAUCUUGCUUUCGAUUCGACCUCAUCCCCGAUUGUGUCCAUGGCAGCCCCGAAUGUACCUGUUGUUCCUCGCAAGCAGAAACGUACUAGGCGGAAGAGUCCCCUUCGUCCUCUGCCCACCGGUGCGGCAGAUAGGAUAUAUGAGCCGCGCAGCCCACCUGUAGUUUCUGAGGCCACUACUCUAAGUUGUGGACCGGAGAGCCGUAUAGUCGAUCUUACACACGACUCAGAAGAAGAGUGUGAGAAAACUGUUUUUGCUUCUCCUCCUGUGGUUCCCCAUGGACUUACACGUAUUCCAUCACGAAGGGCUGCACUCCGUUCGAAAAGCACCAUGUCCUCUUCCAAAGAUGCACAGUCCACCGCAGCGCUUGAUUGUUCUCUCAUUGGACCUGCUAAUGAGUCUACGAAUUCCUCCCUGCAGAUGGAAACAAAUAGCAGUCACGGUCCAUUGCGCGCGAGCCCAGAGGAAUCGGACCCAAGUACGCGCAUUAUGGUUGAUGUCUUCACCGGAGAGGUAUUCGUCGACAAUCGACCACUUCGGCAAUUGGUACCCGGCAUCAAGAUGUCCAAAGGGAGCAGAGCAAACUCGAUUCUAUGUGUGACGAAGAGACACCAAAAAUCAACUGCUCCUAGCAAACGCAAACGCCGUCGUCCAUCUAGGCCUUCGCAGUCGGCAGGGUCAACUUUUAAAAGUGCCAAACAUAAGCAGCCUUCUCUCAGUCGGCCACCGAACACUCUGAGACAAACUCGUUCACACCACGUGACUGACCGCAAUCCCUCCAUGUCGUCAUCAGGAACACUUGAUCUCACCGACGCGAUUAACUUAUCUCACCCAACCGUCGCUGCUGUCUCUCCGGUAUCUUGCGCACCUGUUAUGUUGUCCGGAUGAGGAUCCCCCCCCCCUUUUGUCUGCACAGCACAUCGGAUCACCGAGGGCGCUGGGCCCGACCUCAUUCCUCUUUCAUGCCUUUCAGUCGCGAUUACUUUUACCGCAUUUCGUCAAUCGCUUUUUUGAAGAACUUUGAGCAAAAAGAUCUAGUCUUCAUUCUAUGAACUACACAGAUUUUCUACUCAGAGUUGAAUAUCUCAUGCCAGUUCAGUUGUGUUAUUUCUUGUCCUUCGAUUCGGGCUCAAGUGCUGAUCGAUUGAAAUGAUUACUUAGUGGUUUCAGC
This is a messenger RNA of Dicrocoelium dendriticum, 4482 nucleotides long. NCBI's taxonomy places the organism in Eukaryota, Metazoa, Platyhelminthes, Trematoda, Plagiorchiida, Dicrocoeliidae. The record is from the annotation of a GenBank genome assembly.